This is a messenger RNA of Phytophthora infestans T30-4, 375 nucleotides long. RefSeq lists its product as uncharacterized. The transcript is spliced from 3 exons. The record is from RefSeq and is a predicted model, not a curated record. NCBI's taxonomy places the organism in Eukaryota, Oomycota, Peronosporomycetes, Peronosporales, Peronosporaceae. Bases 1 to 375 code for a protein of 124 amino acids.
AUGUUAGGGAUUGGCGUUCGACGCCGACUUGACAUGUUUGUAGCUAAUGCUGUACAGAAUGUAGAAGAUGACCAGUUCGAUGCUAUCGAUGAGCUUCAAAUUGAAAGUAGCGUGAAUCUGACUGAUGAACAACGGGCCGCUGUGGAGGUUCUGAUUGAGAAGGCCGUAAUAAUUAGUUUUCCUGCAGAUAUGGUACCAGCACUUCGAAGAAUGGCUACGCAGUUCGAUAUAUGGCGGUUGAGGCUGGGUGAUGACCCACCUGCGCGGAAGUAUCCGCCAGAAGUAAGACAAUUUUCGGACGAAGCACCUAGAGUCGAUGGGCGUGCCCCGUUAUUCCGGUGCGCGAGCGUGGUGUCGAGUUUCGACAGACGGUAG